AUGACGACUCCAAUUCCACAGCCCCCCGGCGUACCGCUGCUGGGAAACAUCUUCGAUGUCAGCCCAAGCAAUACGUGGGGCUCGCUGAACAAGCUUGCUGCUAAAUGGGGGCCAAUUUUCAAAAUCAAUGCUCUCGGAACGCAGAUUGUGUUCGUCAGCAAUGCUGCUCUGUUAGAGGAAAUCUGCGAUGAGACUCGUUUCCGAAAAUGCGUCACCGGGCCCAUUGUCGAGAUUCGACAGGCGGUGCACGACUCGCUCUUCACGGCUUAUCCCUCCGAGGACCGCAUCUGGGGCAUUGCGCAUCGCAUCCUGUCCCCCUGGUCGUCCGAUGAGUCGAACCGAACCACUUUCAACGACAUGCGCGACGCCAUUGCGGCCAUCGUGCCAACCUGGGCUACCGAGUCUGAACAAAAGGUCAAUGUGGCAGAUGGCCUGAAGCGAUUGAACUUCCAGAGUGUGCAGUGGAGCUUUUUCCACCAAAAGUCCGACUACAUGUCCGGUCCAUUUCCGGCCUUCCUCACGGCCAUUGACCGUUCAACUAUGGAAUCUGUCAAGCGCCCGACGCGGCCCAAGUUUCUGAACUGGCUCAUCUACCAGCGCGGCUACAGCAAAGACAUCCGCACUAUGCGUUCCUUUGGUGCCGAUGUUAUCGCGAAGCGCAAAAGCGAAGAAGAGCACACCGCUGACUUGCUCGAUGCCUUGAUCAAUGGUAAGGAUUCGGAGACUGGCGAGUCUCUUAACCAUGAGCAAGCCAUCGACGAAAUCAUCAAUAUGUUCAUUGGCAGUGCAACUUCGCCCUGUCUUCUAUCCUUUGCCUUGUACUAUCUCCUCAAGAACCCCGAAUACAUCACCAAGGCGCGUGAGGAAAUUGACUCGAUUCUCGGCGCUGACAGAGAGCUGAGCUCUGAGAACCUUCCCCAAUUCCAAUUCACCGAGGCCAUUCUCCACGAAUCCAUGCGCUUGUCCGCCGUCGCCCCUGGCUUCAACAUCGAGCCCCGCCCUGACGUUAACAAGGACCCGCACGUCACUCUCGCGGGUGGCACAUACCAGAUCCCCAACAACCAGGCCAUAAUCGUCAUUCUCAAAGAGGUGAACCGCGAUCCGGCUGUCUUCGACGACCCUGAUGUCUUCCGACCCGAGCGCAUGGUCGGCGAUGCCUACGACAAGCUGCCAUCAGGAGUCAAGAAGGGCUUCGGUAAUGGCAAGCGUAAAUGCUUUGGCUUAAAGUUUGCCUGGCAAUGGAGCUGGAUUACCCUGAUCACCAUUUUGAGAGAAGUCGACUUGAAGCUCGCGGAUGAGAAGUACACGAUUGACGACGAUAUCAACGGAGCGUAUUGUGUGCAGCCGUGGAACUUUAUCGCCAAGGUCGGGAAGAGAAAGGACCGUCCUUGA
Talaromyces rugulosus is the source of this 1392-nucleotide messenger RNA. RefSeq lists its product as uncharacterized. The record is from RefSeq and is a predicted model, not a curated record. NCBI's taxonomy places the organism in Eukaryota, Fungi, Ascomycota, Eurotiomycetes, Eurotiales, Trichocomaceae. Bases 1 to 1392 code for a protein of 463 amino acids. The transcript has 2 exons. Gene Ontology annotation, molecular function: heme binding; iron ion binding; oxidoreductase activity, acting on paired donors, with incorporation or reduction of molecular oxygen.